Molecule: messenger RNA, 339 nt
Organism: Soboliphyme baturini
Lineage: Eukaryota; Metazoa; Nematoda; Enoplea; Dioctophymatida; Soboliphymatidae
Source: the annotation of a GenBank genome assembly
AUGAAUGGCAGCGUGAGGACAGAGAAGAGAGGAGAAAGAGAGGAGAACCGCCGCAGAGUGGGAGGAGCGAGAGGCAUCAGCGUCAGGACUCGAAACAACGGCAGAGACUCGGGCGGCAGAUCGAUUUAUGAUUACACAUACACAUACUUUGUACAACGACGCAAACUUCCUGCCAAUUUGCACGACGACCAUGACGACGCAACGGAGACACCGACCGUGACAGCGAUCGACGAGAUCUUAAUCAAGCGACAGCGACGACCAAUCGAAACAACACACAUUCCCAUAACCUCUCGAGGUCCGCCCAAACGUUUACCAACCGGAAGAGGAAACGAAAACUGA